Messenger RNA from Danaus plexippus (monarch butterfly), 4566 nucleotides. It is a transcript of the gene trc, whose product is annotated as serine/threonine-protein kinase tricornered. Bases 435 to 1838 code for a protein of 467 amino acids. The transcript has 11 exons. Gene Ontology annotation, molecular function: ATP binding; protein serine/threonine kinase activity. Gene Ontology annotation, biological process: peptidyl-serine phosphorylation; intracellular signal transduction. NCBI's taxonomy places the organism in Eukaryota, Metazoa, Arthropoda, Insecta, Lepidoptera, Nymphalidae. The record is from RefSeq and is a predicted model, not a curated record.
AAAACAUCAUCUGUAGCAUUGCCUGACAUUUUCUUUGUGCAAUUUACUUUAGGUCGCUCAAGAAAAUCCCGUUACUUCACUUUCGUAAUUCGUUUAACAAAGGCAUUAACUAUUUGCGUCUGUUAACUUCAGUUAGUGUUCGAGUCCGUGUCGGGAAUCAGCAAGCAUCGAGAAGUUCAGUGACACCGUUCUAGAAUUAAAUAUUUGUGAUUGUAUUUUAUCGAUUUUAACCUUCUUGUGCAACACAUUGUUUUUAUGCUGUUUAUUUAUUAGUGUGAUCGGGUGAUUGGCUCGACAGAAGGGGAUUUUUGUCCACAAGGAUCAAACAAGAGCGAGCCGUGUCUUGGGGUAAAAGCAACACGGGCACUACGGUGGCCCCCGACACACCAGCUCCGGCGCCCCAGCACCCGGAUGUUGUUGCAGGGGUACUGGAGAUGACUGGAACAGAUAACAUCCGCUUCAGCGGUCACACCCUGGACAAGGCCACCAAGGCCAAGGUGACCUUGGAGAACUUUUACACGAAUCUCAUCACACAGCAUUAUGAGAGGAAGCAACGACUAGAAAAGUUGGAAGAGUCGCUCAAAGAUGAAAGUCUUUCGGAAACGCAAAAACAGGAGAAGAGACAGCAGCACGCGCAGAAAGAAACCGAAUUCCUAAGGCUGAAGAGAUCUAGACUUGGGGUCGAGGACUUUGAGCCAUUAAAGGUGAUAGGUAGAGGGGCGUUCGGUGAAGUUAGACUGGUGCAGAAAAAAGAUACGGGACAUGUGUACGCCAUGAAAAUACUGAGGAAAGCGGACAUGCUGGAGAAGGAACAGGUGGCCCACGUCCGUGCGGAAAGGGAUAUUCUAGUAGAAGCAGAUCACCAGUGGGUCGUCAAGAUGUACUACAGCUUCCAAGAUCCUAUGAACCUGUACCUCAUCAUGGAGUUUCUCCCCGGCGGUGAUAUGAUGACUUUGCUGAUGAAGAAGGACACCCUCAGCGAAGAAUGCGCUCAAUUCUACGUCGCUGAGACAGCGCUAGCCAUUGACAGUAUACACAAACUUGGAUUUAUCCACAGGGAUAUAAAACCUGAUAACCUGCUACUGGACGCGCGCGGUCACAUCAAGCUGAGCGACUUCGGUCUCUGCACGGGCCUCAAGAAGAGUCACCGCACGGACUUCUACCGGGACCUCUCCAGGGCCACGCCGUCAGAUUUUAAUUUCUUUUCAGUAACCACGUCGUCGUCGGCCAUGGACUCGAAGCGCAGGGCGGAGUCUUGGAAGAGGAACAGGAGGGCGCUGGCGUAUUCCACGGUCGGCACGCCUGAUUACAUAGCACCGGAAGUGUUCCUGCAGACGGGAUAUGGACCUCAGGCUGACUGGUGGAGCCUCGGUGUCAUUAUGUACGAGAUGCUGAUAGGAUAUCCGCCGUUCUGUUCCGAGUCGCCUCAGGAGACGUACAGGAAGGUCAUGUCCUGGAGAGAGUCCCUCACCUUCCCACCGGAAAUACCCAUCAGCGAGGACGCCAGGGAGACCGUCAUGAGAUUCUGUUCCGAACCUGACAGACGUCUCGGCUCGCAGCGUGGUAUAGAGGACGUGAAGUCCGUCUCCUUCUUCCGUGGAGUUGAUUGGAGUCACGUCCGCGAACGGCCGGCGGCCAUCACGGUCGACGUACGCUCCAUAGACGACACCUCAAACUUCGACGACUUCCCAGACGUUAAGCUCGAAAUACCUUAUUUUCCAGCAUCAGCGCCCAUCACACAGGAGGGUGAGAUCGCUUAUAAAGAUUGGGUUUUCAUCAACUACACCUUCAAGAGAUUCGAGGGUUUGACCCAAAGAGGGACUCCCACCAAGAAAUGAGUCUAGACUAAGACCUCCGACGCCCGGCCGGUGUACGCUGACCCGCCGCAGACAACGCUACCAGCAUCACAAGCCUUCAGACCCGUCUGCUGCGACAUCCUGUGACGUCAUCAUCACACCACCAGCUCAUCACAUUUCGUUAUACACAUGUCGUCCGGCGUCGAUCGUAUAUCCCCAAUGGGUAGUUCGGAGUGUUUAUUACCAAAAUAUGUUCAAACUGUAGUAGCUGUGAGUUCAAUCUCUUCGGGGUGUCAAUGUAUACUGGUCGUCUGUUGGAUACCAUUUGGACUCCGAUCAUAAUGACAAAUGAAACUGACCCCUUGUUAUGUCCCGCUAUUGUCAUAUAUGAUAAAAAAAACAAGUACUUCACAACGAAUGCUACAUACAAAUCGUUUAUUAACCAUUUUUAUGUACGGUGAACACAUUUAAUUUGUAAUAGACAAUCAUUAACUAACAAUGGAUCAGUUUUAUUCAACGGGAAGAGCAGUCAGGGGUAUUUGAAAUUUUAUUUAAUUAAAAAAAAUUUUUUGCUCAUGGAAACUGAAUAAUAUUAUUUCCUAGUUGGUGGUAUCCUUCCGCCUUAAUAAAUAUAUAUCGUUGGUAUAACGGGGAUCUUGCCAGGUAUGGCCAGCGGUUAACUUUAUUUUCACUGUUUUCACUCUUGACACAUUGACAUGCCUUUUCUCGUACUACAUCUAUAUAAAGCUAUGAAUUCUAUCACUGUCGGUCGAUUCUCGCAACCGGAUGUAUUUGUUUAUUAUCUGUAUUAAACGAAAAACGAUAACUAUAUUAUAUAUAUAAUUUAUGUAAAUAAUUCAAUAUAAACAGUUUGGAAUAAUAAUAUGAAAAUGUAAUUCCGUCCAGAAAGUUUAGUUACUAUCAUAAAAUAAUGGUUAUAUAGAUUUUAUCACAUUUAAAUCGAAAUCUCUAUGAAGUAAAUUUAUAUUAGCUAUAUAUGCAGAUAUUUCGGUGCGGGAACCGAUCGGUCGCCUUGUUUUUCUGCUUGCUUGUGACGUCACCGCCGAAGUGAUCCAAAAUCCGACUCGUCUGUAAUCAGCCUUAGUUCACGGUAAUUCUAUAAACAUGUUUCCCGCCUUCGUAUAAGGAUUCAAACUGGUUUAUAUUAUGAAGUAAUUUUGCUGCAAUUUAAAUUAUACCUUACACUGAAUGUUCUAGACUCCUUAGUUGUACUUCUUGCCAGUAGAAUAAGUACAAAAAAGAAAAAAAAUGACAUACUAUUUCACAACCCUGAUUCGACUCGACAGACUCAGUUUACCACAAGUAUCUAACGUCGCGUAUGCACGGCGAGUUGCUCGUAUUUGUUCGGUAAACCGACGCUCGUGCAGAUAUUCGAAGAUUCAUGCAUUAAAAAUCUGUUAACGCUCAGUGCGUAGUACGAUUAUGACACGUGGUAAGGCUGCAGCGUCCUGUAAGCGGUCAUAUACGUAAUAUUGAUGUAGUUGUAAAACGCACACAACGACAGCUGUAUCACGUCGAGGUCACAUCCGACGCUGUGUGUGUGUGCGCAAUUAUUUACAUGUGUGCGUCGAUAUGUAUUUAUAUGUUCGUGUGUGUCGUUAACGGAGUAGUCAACAGCAUUACGUAAUGUGACGAUUGUAUAGAGCAGAUAGCUAUUGAUAAUGUACUUCGAGACAAGCUUGUACAUUAACUCGCUGUUAGACAUAACGUUUUACUGAUGUAUGUACCGAUUGUAAUUAAUUAUAUAAAAAAAAAAAAAAAUUACGACGUUGUAUAAUUUUUAAUUGUAUCUCUGUAUUAUUUUUCAUUAUAUUGAUUUAUGAUUUAGUUAAUUUAUUUAGUUAGUUAGUUAGUUUAAUUAACUAUACAUAGUUUAUAUUUAAAUAUAAAUUUGGAUAUCAGCGUUACUAUGGACUAUUGUUUGAUGCAAGUGAUAUUUGGAUGUUAGUUCUAUACAAAUAGCACUCCUGAAUUGUUUAUGUUGGAGAAUAUUAAAUUAUAUGCCCUUUACAAUUUGACAAUACAGACAUUGGGAUAUCAAUAAGAGCAUUUGUAGGUGUUUGUAUGAUAUAAACGAUUUUUUCUUUAUAUUAUAAUAAUGAAAAAUUAAAUAUGUCCUAAUGAAGUCAACUGAGAAAAUGUAUUACGUAUACUUCAGAAGUAUUUAUAUUUAUUUUUAAAUAUAUGAAAUUAAUUUUAUUGCAAUCAACUCAUUUUCAAUGAUAAAUUUUCUUGUAUCGUUUUAUUCGACUUGUUAAUUAUCCAAUUCCUACAAAGCAUCAAUAGUCUGCAGAGUCGAUGUAAAAUUUUCCCUCUCAUCGGUAGGUUAAAGGUUGGUAAAUGUUUUCAGCUGCUUCUGACACGUCCGCAUACAAAAAUAUAGGAGUGUUAUAAUUCUAAUGUAUUAAGUAAUCAUAGUUAAGGUAAUGCUAAUUGAGACGCUUAUGUAAAAAAAAAUAACAGUUCUCUGUAGCACUCUGAGGACACGACAUACUUUAACAAGUAAACAUUAUUUAUAGUUUUAGUACAUAGAUGUUAUGCACUCAUUAAGGUUCAACAGACGCUUGUUUUAUUUUCAAAUUGGAUAUUUGCUUUGUUAUUGUUAUUAGAAUGAUGUGAAAAAAAAAAAAAGUUAUAUAUAUAAUUAAUAAAUUUUUACAAGUUCUUGAACGUUUUCAACUACUUAUGUUUCUUACAUGUGAUUUUAAGAAAGUGGCAAUACGAUAAGCAUUAAAGCGAUAUGAAAUUA